Molecule: messenger RNA, 9293 nt
Organism: Diabrotica balteata
Lineage: Eukaryota; Metazoa; Arthropoda; Insecta; Coleoptera; Chrysomelidae
Source: the annotation of a GenBank genome assembly
AUUGUUACUGGCAAAGCCCGGCUGCAGCCUCCUAUUUUCGUACUUCGCACCAACACACGUGUCAAGUCUCUCUAGAGUAAUAUUUCCAGUUUAAAUUAAUGAGUCAUUUACUCAAAAAUUAAUGUUUGGUAAUGAGCAUGUGAUGUCGGUCAGUUUGUGAGCGGUGGAGUAGUGAGAAUGGACGCCUGGGGUAAUCUCACCCUCGGAAACCUCGAUGUUCCUGCGAUCAGAGACGAUGAACCGAACGUGCAAGGGAGUUUCAGGAGGAAGAAGCCCAAAACCACAAUAGAAAAACUUCCCGAUAAAGUCCUCCUCCACAUCUUCAGCUACUUAGCUCACAAGGAAAUAUGUCAUAUGGCAAGGGUCUGCAGACGAUGGCGCCUCAUCGCUUACGACACCAAACUGUGGAAAAACGUUUCUCUACGUCCAGAAAUCUCCGGACUUCACGUAGGUUCCCUGGAAGCUCUCUUGGCACUUGUGAGCAUCAGAUUUGGACCAUCUCUGAGGUACAUAGAGCUUCCAAUAGAACUUAUCACGCAUACGGUGCUACACGAGUUGGCGAAUAAGUGUCCAAAUUUGACUCAUAUGCUGCUGGAUUUCUCUACUGCUAUGCAGCUGCACGAUUUCAGCGAAUUGCAAGCGUUUCCCACUAAGUUGAAGUAUUUGUGUAUAUGUUUAUCAGAAGUAAUAUUUAUGGAAGGUUUCAUGAGAAAAAUCUACAACUUCAUCAACGGUUUGGAGAUUCUCCACUUGAUAGGAACGUAUGAAAAAGUAGAAGAAGAAGAAGAGGAAAUUUACGAAGUCAUUAAUGUACAUAAAUUAAAAUCAGCAACUCCAAAUCUCAGAGUCAUCAAUUUGUAUGGCAUUAACUUUGUAGACGACAGUCAUAUCGAUGCAUUCAGUUCAAACUGUAUUCAGCUGGAAUGUCUGGCUGUGAACUACUGUAAUAAAGUAACAGGAUCAACUUUGAAAACAUUAUUCCAACGUAGUAGAAGGUUGAAAUGUUUAUUAAUGAACGGAACCAACCUGCAAAGCGACUAUCUCAUGCAAGUGGAAUGGGAAAAAUGUUCUGUGCAAGAACUUGACAUUACUGCUACAGAUUUAUCAACGGAAGCCUUGCAAGAUAUGUUGACAAGGAUACCAGGACUAAGAUUCUUAAGCGCUGGACAAUUAAAUGGUUUCAACGAUUUAGUAUUGAAAUCUUGGAUGGAAUCUGGAACGUCAAGAAACCUGAUAGCAUUGGAUUUGGACAGCUCUGAUAAUCUAACAGAAGAAGCUAUUUACAAAUUUUUGUGUAAACAUGGACAACAGUUGCUGGGAUUAGGCCUAUCUGGAAUGACCCAUAUCACAGAUUCUUUAUGGCAAUCAGUAUUACCAAUUCUCACCAACGCUAAGAUAUUGGUGAUGGGAACACAGGAAAGACUGGGAGUGAACAUCCUCGCGGAUCAACUCAUGGAUAGUAUAGCCAGAAACUGCUUAAACUUGGAAAGACUAGAGCUGAGAUGGGACCCUGACAAUCUAAGAUUUUCAGAUAAGAGUCAAAAGGCUAUUGAUACGUUACGCGUAAAAUGCUUGAAGCUUAAGUGCCUAUGUUUAAGUGACGGCAGAUACUACGAAGUGGUCAAAGCCAACUUUGAAAGAGCUGACAGGAUGACAGUAGUACGCACUCUCACCAACUGCAGGAUCUCCAACUACUACCUCCUGUCUAACUACAAGGAUCUGAUUUUUAACUAAUAAAGACACAGAAAAUAAUUUAAAAUAUUUUUUAUUUAUGAUCUAUAAUAAGUUAAUGAUAGUUUCUAAAUGUGUAAUAGUAGGUUGCUGUUGCUUUUAUAUUUAUUUAUUAUUUGUUGAUUCAUAAAACGAACGAGAAGGCAAUGGUGACGAUUAUGUUACAAUUAGAAAAUAAAAGAAUUAUUUGUUUUUUUUUUCAUUUUGAUUCCAUAAACUCAACUCAAUAAAUUGCAUUUUAAUUCAAUCAAAUUCAAUAAUACUCUUUAUUUCAAUAUAUCGUAAGUUCAGAAGAUGAAUCCAACUAUGGAGUCGAAAACUCGACGCUAACACUCUCCAAAAUCAAAUUAAUUUACAGAGUAAUUUGUCUCAUUAAAAUACAACUUUAAGAUAUAACUUUAAUGUAUUCGUUAUAAAGCAAAUUACUGAGAAACCACUAGAGUAUAAGAGACCAGAAUUUCUGUGUCUGAUUGACCUAAAGAAAGCGUUUGACAGACUAAGACUCAAAGAUGUAAUCCAUCUUCUAUAUAAUAGAGAAGUUCCCCUAAAUAUUAUAAAAACUAUCGAAAACAUCUAACAAAACAACAAAAUUAAAGUCAGAGUAAGUGACUUACAAAACCUAUAGAAAUCGGCAGAGAAAUAAGACAAGAAGAUUCAUUGAGCACAACGCAAUUCAAUUUAAUCAUGAAUGAAAUCAUCAAAAGCGUUAAUAAAGCAAGAGGAUACAGAAUGAGAAACAAAGAAAUUAAAAUACUUUAUUGCAAAUCUGAUUACUUAUUAAGAGUAUUUUGUAUUUUCGUAUAUUCAAUUCCAGACCUGCUUCCUUACAGCUCUCAAAGACACUGCCAAGUCAAGUUUGCAGAUCUUCUUGAGUAGAAGCUAGGAAUGCUGUGUCGUCCGCAUAUCGCAAAUUAUUGAUGACUUCACCGUUCACAAUUAUUCCCUUUUGUUUAAAAAGAAAAAAAAACAUUUCUGAAAUUUUUUUCGGAUUCUGCGUUGAAAAGCAGGGGCUACAAGAGGUAUUCCCGCCUUACCCCUCUUUUAAUAUUAAGAGCCCGUAAUUUCAAAGCGUCUACUAAAACUGAUGUUGUUUGGUUCCAAUACAAAUUUGCAAUUAUGCGAAUGUCUCUGCCGUCCAAGCCAAUGUCUCUUAGAACUUCGAUCAAUAUAGAAUGCUUGACAUGAUCAAAUGCUUUUUGUAAGUCAAUAAAACAUAUUUACAGAGAUAUCACAUCUUUAAGCAAGUACGUUCAUCGUAAGCAAUGUUUCUCUAGUUCCAAACCCGUUUAUCUUAUCAGCACCUUAAAAAACGCGCGAUGAUGAUAAAAGAGAAAGUUUCAACGAACACCUCCGAAGUAUAAAUAAACAACAAAAUGAUCAUAUGAUCAUUAUGAGUCAUUUCCUUACUACCUAAACUUACCUAAAAAGACAAGAAACAGUUUUUGCAAGAAAAGUCUUCCCCGGGAUCAUUUUCGUUCUGUUUCUUCAAAAUGGCUUCAAAAUAGAGUCAUAAAUGAAUUUGCCGCGCAAAAGAUAGAGUGACAACAUUUCACAGAGGUACUAAUAAGCCAAUGAACAAACAGGAUCGCUUGUAGAGAGGAGGAAAAAUUUUGUAUAUUCAGUGAUACCCUAAAGAUGCAGAGGCGUUAAUUGCGACGUAUACGCAUGUCUGGUUGAUCAUGAUGAUGCAAAUACUAAGAAAAGCAGGAAUUAACAACCGAGAUCUGAAAAUAAUUAGAAUAAUUAGAAGUGAAUCAGACCGCAAAUCUCAGAAUUGAAGGUGAACGAAUACCGAAAACGUGAGUAUGCUAAACCUCAAGUGGAUCGAUCAAAUAUCCUCUUUUCUCUUUUUUAAGCAUGAAACUUUAAAUUGAAGCUUCAGGGCAUACCUUUACAGAUUUGGAAAGGCAGAAAAUGACAAAUGCCUGCGCUGUCAAAUAUCAGAUACCAUCUCAAACACUCUAUUGAUAUGCGAUAGAUGGAUAGAUGAGAAACAGCUAGAAAGUAGGGUGGAAUCAGUCAUAAAACUGGUGGAGGAGUUGCUUAGGUCGUCAGAUCGAUGGAGAGCAGUUCAGUGAUAUGUGAGGAGAACGUUGGAGGGAAAGGAACAAGAAAGGCUACCCGAAGGAAGGCAAGGCGCCCAGGAGUAAGCAAGAAGAUAGGGCAGACUGAGAAGGGGCGACAUUGAACAAGAACAGGAAGGAACAGAGGGUCAGAAAAAUUCAGUCGUAGUGAGAAAGUGCUAGAAUGCGUGAAUGAGAGAUCGGGUGAAUGCUGUGCCGAUGUUGCAUGCCAAUCAGGGCGGUAGUUCACCGCUGAGGAGGGUGUUUUUUAGCAGGUAGGUCUCUGGCAUUGAUGGCGAUGGUGCCCGAACAACCCCUGCGUGCGAUCCCGGAUAUCAUCGUGAGCACGCUGGAGGAAUCCUACAUAACCUAGGCUGGAAGGCGGUCCUGUCCACCUUCUAGGACCGAGGUACGUUUCGAACAUUUGGACCACCCUCUCAUAAAAGACGAAAAAAAAAAGAUUUUUCACUGGACCGAAAACGUUUUGAAGAUAUUUAUAAUCCUUUUGGAUAAAUUUUAAAUAUUUUGAUAAAAGUAAGAAAGUCGGAAUAAUGUUAAAUGUGACUAAAAAGCAAACAAUUACUAAAUUUGACACGAAACUUGCAAAAUCCAUUACUAUGACUCUUUUGUGUAGUUUAAAACACUUUCGCAGAGGAACAUUAUUUUUUCAGAAAAUUCUCCUGUGCGGAAUGAAGUUUUGAUAGAAAAAUGCAAUACGCAGAUAUCGCCAAAUGGCACAAAUAGACUGAGAAAUAAGAAAGACACAUAUGACGACUUCGGCAGCGAAAGUGUUAGCGUUUUCAAGAUAGCCGAAAAAAUUUUAGAAGAUCGAUCAACAAAACAAAAAGUAUAGGGUCAAAUAAUUUUCCACUUUUGCAACAGUUGCUAAAUGCAACCGCACUGUGGUUUGAUUUGAAUCUGUGUAUUGAAACAACAAAAUUUCACAUAAAAUAUAUGUAUUUAUUUUCUUCCACGCGAUGCGGCAACUCUGUGCUACAACUGGAAGUUUCCGUUUUUAUACGCUUUAGAUUUUUCUGCGCCGUUGUACAACUGCCAAUUCAAUUAUUCGUCCGCCUAUUCUUUGAGCAAUUGAGCAUUCUGUUGAUUUUUAGGCAUAAUAAAACUGAUGACUCAUAAACCUAGAGAAAAUACACAAACAGUAAUGUGAACUAUGUUUAUAACAGUAAUGUGAACUAUGUUUAGGUAUAGAAUACUUUUUACGAAAGUGAUUGAUAAAAACGUAAUGGGUAUUUAUUUAUAGAUGUAUAAUACUAAAAAUUGUGAGGAAAUACUUUACUAUAGGGUCAUUCGAUAACUACUGGGCCAAACAAAAAUUUUAAAGAAAGAAAGAAUAUUUCUUGCCACUUUGUAGACUCAUUAUUUAGUGUCACACACUUGUAGUAAGUGUGUAACAAUCUGUCUAUUGUCUGGUUUUGAUAUUACUUCAAACUGAAACUCACGUGUGAAUUUGUAAACAAUGAAAAAAACUGUGUUAUGAAAAUUAUAACAACUUCGAUACUGUUGGAAUUCGCUCUCACACAAUAAAAGUUGUAGAGAAAGAAAAAAGUUACACAGUUCUGUUUUCUUGGGGUUUCCAUCUCUGGACUACUUUUACAGCUCGAUUAUCUGGCACUCUUUCUAAGUCACCAAGCCAGUUUAGUUUUAGUAACUUUACGAAUAACAAUAUCUGCACUCUGCAUUAGUUCAUCCAGCUCAUGGUUCAUUUUAAUUCUCCACGAACCAUCGCUGCAUUGGGUUGGUCCAAAUAUCUUUUAGUAUUUUGCGCUUAAAUAUUCUCAGUUGACUUCAUCAGUGGUUCAGAGGGUCCACGUUUCACAUCCAUAUGUGACCACUGGUCUAAUUACUGUUUUGUAGAUUCUAAGCUUAGACUCACAAUUUAGUAACUUACUUUUCAUUAAGUCUUUGUAUGCAUAAAAGCACUUAUUACCGCUAAGAAUCCGUGCUUGUAUUUAUUGACUGAUGUUGUUCAUGUCAUUUAUUAUUGAGCCUAGGUAGGGAAAAGUGGAGGCAUAUUUGUAGGUAUGGUUCAGAUUCUCAUGUUGAUUCGAUUUUUUGCACUUCAUAUAUUUUGUUUUAUUUCAUUUAUAUAUAGACCAAACUUAACAGCUUCUCUUUUCAGUUCUAUAACUUUUUCGCUUAAUACUUUUGUAGCGGCUUAUUAUGGCAACAUCAUCCGCAUUUUUACAUUGAUCUUGUAUUAAUACAACCGUUUAUAUCCAGUUUUCUAACAAGAGUUUCUAAAGUUAGAUUAAAAAGUGUUGUUGAUAAGUAAAUUUAGUAAGGACUUUUAAACUGUAAUUACACAUUUUUGCCUUUUCUUACUGAAGAGAGUUGCAGACGGCGAGAAAAUGAUUCAUCUACGUCGAGACAAGAAAUUUUCAACUCAAAUGAAAUUUGUUAAAGAAACGGCCAAGUCCAACGAGGAAGUUGGGAUUAGUUCUAUAGAUUUUAUACAGAACCUUCAACUGCCACAAUGAUGCAAGAGGUUUUCUAUCUUCGCCAGAUAACAGUAAACGUUUUUUGUUUUAACGAUAAUAAAACAGGAAAAGCAACGUUUUUUCUGUAUCAUGAGGGUAACGGUACGAAGAAGCCGAAUGAAGUUUGCUCAUUCUAAUGAGGUAUUUUAUAGAGAAAAUGCCGUUAGUGAAAUAUCUUCAUGUUUUCUCUGAUGGUUAUAAAGCACAAAAUAAAAACCACACUAUGUCUUAAGAUUUUUUUCCUCUUUGAUUUCUCUCCAAAAAUGUAAGACCGUUGACCAUUAUUUUUCUAUUAGGGGUCAUUGUUUCCUACCCUAUGAUAGUGAUUUUGCAGUGAUUCAAAGAAAAAUUAUAAAAGUAGACCGCAUAUACACCAUGGAAGAAUAUGGACACUGAUAAAAACUUCAUGUAAAAAUAACCGCUUUAAUCUGGUAUUGGUCAAUGCUGAAGACGUAAUUGAUUACAAAAGUUGGUGGCCAGAGUAUUACAAAAAAACCGUGUUAUCCGCAGAACCCAGUGGCCAAAAUAUUCCACGGAAUCAGAAGCUUUAACCAAAAAUAAGCCAAUUCAUGCAUUUUCACCACUCAUUCGAGAAAUCAAACUUGGUUGUAGCGCACUCUUUUAUUAAUGGAUUAGCCAAUCACACCUUCAGGUUUAAUAAUAAUAAAAAAUACACUAAUAUUGGCUGAAGCAUUGGUAGUUCUGGCUUUAAGCUCAGAACAAGAAUUUCAACACAAAUAAUAGAUAAACACACAAAGAUCGAACGAUGGAAUUUGGCGAAGCUAAUAGAAGAAAAUAAUCAAAGACAGUACCAAGUAGAAUUAAGAAAUAGGUUUCAGGUUUUGGAAAUAAAUGAAAAUGAAAGUGAUGGAACUCCAUAAAAACAACUAUUACAGAAGCAGCAGAAAAAUCUAUCGGAAGAACGAAAAAAAACAAAAAAGAAAAAAUAGUUCGACGACGAAUGUGAAAGAACUCUAAAUUAAGCAAACAAAAGAAGAAUUGAUAAUCUGUCGAAUCCAUCAGAAGAAAAACGUAUACGAUUCAACAGAGAGAGAGAGAGAGAGAGAGAGAGAGAGAGAGCCGCAGCUAGAAGAACACUUAGACAAAAAAAGAGACAAUAUCUGCAGCAACAAAUUGAAAAAGUAGGAGAACACAGACGAAAUCAAAGUCAAAAUUUCUACAGAAAAAUAAGACAACAUAAGAGAGGCUCGUAUGUAAGCACACCCAAAUUCGUAAGAGAUAAAAAUGGAGAAAUACUGGCUGCCGAAAACAAAAUAAUAGAAAGAUGGGCUGAAUAUUUUGAAGAGCUCCUGAAUAUCCAAAAUUUCACUGAUGAAAACAACGGAGAACAUGAGUAUCAAACCGUUCAAUUAGAAAUACCCCCAGCAAGCAUGGAAGACAUUACACAUGCCACAAAAUGCUUAAAAACGAUAAAUCCCCUGGUCUUGACAAUAUUGAUGCCGAGCUAAUUAAAACAGGCGGUCAUGAACUCAUAAGUAAAAUCCAUCAAUUAAUAGAAAUGGCCUGGCAACAAGAAAUAAUGGCGAAAGAAUGGUGUGGUAGUAUUAUUGUACCAAUACACAAGAAAGGAAAAAUGGAAUUGUGCAUGAAUUAUAGAGGAAUCUCACUAAUUAACACUACAUAUAAAAUAUUGGCUUCGAUAUUAUUAAAAAGAUUACUACCAUACGUCGAAUAGUUGGUGACUAUCAAUGUGGUUUCAGGCCUGGCAGAUCGACUAUUGAUCAAAUAUUUACAAUAAGAAAAAUGCUUGAAAAGUUUUGGGAAUAUAAUCACGACGUGCAUCAGAUUUUUAUAGACUUCAAACAGGCUUAUGAUUCAAUUAAUUGAUCGAGCUCGGCGUAACCAAGAAACUAGCUGCGGUAGCACAAAUGUGUGUAAGUAACUCUUUUGCACAAGUUAGAAUAGGGGGAAAAAUAUCAAAUGCUUUCUGCGUAAAUUCUGGACUGAGAAGGGAGAUCAGUUGUCCCCAUUGUUGUCUAACUUGGCCUUAAAAUAUGUCAUGUCAUGCUGUUCGAAUGAUAUAUGGCCCUUGCAGAAACAGCGUGACAAACGAAUGGAGUGCCAGAUAAAAUAACAAACUAGAGUCUCUACGCGGAAAAGAAAAUCUAGUCAGAUAUAUUAGAUGUGCAGGGCAUGUGAUACGCAGUAAAGACAAUCGCCUUAUAAACAAUGUGUUCUGAGAAAGGCCAGAUGGAAGAAGGUCUGUAGGGCGGUCUAGAAAAAGGUGGAAAGAUGCAGUCAGAGAAGAUCUAGAGAAAGAGUGCGACAAUGGGAAUUACUGGCACAGGACCGAAAAACAUGGAAGGCAAUAGUAAACGCGGCAAAGACUCACGAAAAGUUGUAGCGCCAUUGAUGAUGAUGAUGAUCAUUGGUAUAUCCCAGUGGAAUAAUUCUGAUUAAUUAUAAGAAGAUUGUUGAUAUACAAAAACUACAAACUUAUUAUAUGGGAUGUAGAAAAUAUCCACCAUUAUAAUGAAUUGUUCAACUGGCCCACAACGACCAAUAAUAUACCUGAAGAAGAUGAAUGAUCACACUUUUCGUUUUUUUUUAGUUGUAAUAUUUUUUGUGCUUUUUAUUAUAAAUUACACUAUGUGUAUUUUGUUUCCUUUUAAUUCCUUAUAAAGUUUAGUUUCAGGUGACGCUGAACAAGUUAUUUGAGAAACUGCUUAAGUCAAUCAAGUUUGAGCUUAUAUAUCUUUCUGUCAAAAAAUAUUGGAGUGAAAAAGUCAAGAAACAGUGUAUAAAUGGAAUAAGGUCAGUUUUUAACAUGUACAAAUCUUCGUAUUUUCCUCACACAGUUUUUCUUGUUUUCCGAAAGUCUUAAUUUUGUGACUUAUGGGGUUUCUCAAAUAAGUGAUUAAUUUGUUGUUUCUAUCCACCUUUUUACGCUUCUUUCGUUUCAUGAAUCAAUCUGAGAACCCGAUUCAAUUCAUUGUAUCUAUACAAUAUAUAUGUACACCUAUCUUAGACAAAUUGUCAA